AUGUCUGGGGAUGACACAAAUUAUCUUGAUGCUGAUCUAUGGGAACAAUUAAUUUCACGUUACAUUCCACAGUUAGAAAAAUUUUAUUUGCAAUAUAAUUGGAUUUUUGACCAUGACUAUGAAUAUCCAGAGAAUCCUGCAACAGAAGAUCAAUUCAUAUCAUCAUUUUGGAUUGAACGACAAUGGACAUUCGAAUCUAAAGUCAAAAAUAUGUCUAUUGAAUAUUUUGUUUGUCCAUACAGAAAACAAUGGCACGAUUAUGAACAAGGUAGAACUUUUAAUUUUUCUAAAUCUAAUCUACUCACUGUUACAUAUAAUUAUCCUAACAAUUAUGAUAAUUUCAUUCGAAUGGAUGUUAAAUGUGCUUUAUAUGUAGUAAAAUACUAUCGUUUGAAAAUUCAAAACAAAGAACUUAAUAUUAGUGCAUUAAUCCAAGCAAUAAAUUUGUUACCAGAACUUGAUACAUUAAAAAUUCAUUCUUUAUAA
Molecule: messenger RNA, 486 nt
Organism: Rotaria sp. Silwood2
Lineage: Eukaryota; Metazoa; Rotifera; Eurotatoria; Philodinida; Philodinidae
Source: the annotation of a GenBank genome assembly